AUGAAAGCAGAUCGCUUAAGUCAAUUUUUUACAGAAUUUACCUUAUUUAUUCGUGUUAUCGUUCCAUAUAGCUAUCUGAAAAAAAAUUCCUUAAUAUCGACUAUGAAUGAAAAAGUCAAGCCAUUCGCUUAUACAUAUGGUGAAUAUGAUGGACGACACCAAUCAACAUUAGUUAGUGAUAUGAUCGGCUGUCAAUUAGGACGUGCACGCUUAACUCUCUGGCACUAUAGGACAGGCUAUGCCUCAUCAGUUGAUAUUUGUUGGCGCCAACCUCCGGGUGAUGCUCGACCUCAAGGCAUAAAAUGUUUUCCUAUCGUCAGUGGCAAUCAUAUUCGCCAGUGGCUUUUUAGUACCAUUGAAUUACCGCCAAUUUCGACAAUUUUCGAGCUACUUAUAAGGAUUACAUUCAUCCAACCGUUUGAUAUCGUUGCAAUCGAUGAUAUUGUUUUUAACUCUACGUUGUGUGGAAUGGAUCCAAGUGAAAAAAAUACCAAAAAUCAAAUGACUACUUUAUGCAGGGAUCCUAGGGAGAAAAUAUUUUAUUCUAUGUGUGACAGGAGCAAUUUCUUCACCGAUAGUAGAACAAAGCGGGAUACAGUUGAACAUAAUCCACCGCCAAUAAUCGAUUAUGAUGACUGGACAAUAUUAAGGAUAUCAAGUCCUAACUUAAAUCGGCCAACAAUGAUCGUUGUAGCUGAGGCACCUGGUAUUAAGAGCAUUACAAACAAUUCAAAAAAUGAUUCUGGCAAGAAAAUAUCUGAAAUCUCAGAUAACAAAUAUGUUUCAAGAAAUGAAUAUUUGCCAACGGCUCAAAAAUAUUUACUAAAUUCUACUGUAAAUUCAAUAACUAUAAGCAAUAACGCGGCCAGAAUUGCUUCUUUACUUGGAGAAAAUGAUGAUCUAGAACUGACUGAAAAAAAAUCUCUGAUAUUGAGCAACUCACCAAUAAUGCCUGUAAUUUCAAAACCUAUCCGCGAUUACCGCCAGUUGUCGACUGAUGCAAAUGUGGAUGGAGCUGUAUCAGCAUUCAGUCCUUCUAAGCUUCAGCAAAACACUUUUCCCCAUCCCACAGAUCUUGUGACUAAUAUCGUUAAUAUCAUUAAUCGAAUAGCACCAGUACUACCUGCCUUUGUACAUGUUCUACGCUCAACGAAGCUCUCUAGUGAAGCUUCAACUAUGAAAUCAUUUGAAAAUCCUUUGCGAAAUCUGCUUCUUAGUUCAAAUAGAAAAUUUCAUCCAGUAGCACAUCAUUUAAAUAUUCCUUCAUAUUCUUCACGCGAUUCAAUUUUAAGCAAUGCCUUUAAUUUCGAAAAUAAUACUGAUACUGCAGUAACAGCUUCAAAAUCUAAUAAAAGUGGAGAAUAUCCGUUAAUAAAAAGCUUGAAGCUUCGGAAAUUGCAAACCAAUAGUUUUGGUAUCGAGAGAACUAUAAAGCUGCACCAGAUAACUAGAACCAACCACUUUUCUCAUCUUAGUAAUAAAGAUAUUAAAAUGCGAUAUGAAAAUAAAAAAGCAGUAUCUGAACAGCAGCAGCAAAGUGCGGCAGUAAGUAGCGAAGCUAUAACUCAUAUUCAACACUCCAAGGAUCCUGGUCCAAAAUUACAAGAACUAUUUGCAAAUAAAAUCUAUCCUAUUUCUGAAAAAUAUACGAAUAUAAAAACCUUCAACAAACCAAUUUUGCACACGAUUAAUUCUCAAGCAAUUAAUGUUCUUAGUUCUGGAGAAAUACGUAAAAUCAAAGAAAUUCAUAAAAAAUUAUUCAAUAUUCAAAAUGAAAGAAAAAAACUUCAUGAAAACCAUACUUCCCGUGUGAAAGAAGUAUUAUUAGCAAAUCAACCAAAAUUUAUAAUUGAAAAACGUGAUAUUGAUGCAUUUUUGAAUUCCGAGGAUUCUGAAAGAAUUCAGAAUGUUUUAAAUCAAUUGCCCAAAGAUGUUGUUGAAGAUCUGCAAAUGCUUAAAACAAUUCCAAAUCCAAAAGAACUACUUGAUGGAUUAGAUUUGAACCUUAUGAAUGAAAAUAAUGGAUUUGACCAGCUUAAAAAACAAAUAAUCGAUCGAUUCCUUCGACGAAAAAUAGGGCUCUAUCCUUGA
Molecule: messenger RNA, 2091 nt
Organism: Dracunculus medinensis (Guinea worm)
Lineage: Eukaryota; Metazoa; Nematoda; Chromadorea; Rhabditida; Dracunculidae
Source: the annotation of a GenBank genome assembly